Dibothriocephalus latus is the source of this 369-nucleotide messenger RNA. Lineage: Eukaryota; Metazoa; Platyhelminthes; Cestoda; Diphyllobothriidea; Diphyllobothriidae. The record is from the annotation of a GenBank genome assembly.
AUGUUCGUGAGCAUUGUAGACAUUCGUUUUGUCGUUUUAAGCGAGAAUCUCCUGAUUUCCGUCUUCCUUCUCGGGAGGAUCAAUGCAACGCGGGGCUACCGAGUCCUGGCUCUGGGCUGGAAACCCCUGGGGAGGUCGACUGACAAUCUUUCAUCUCCAGGCGACCUUCGUAUCGGCCACAAUGCUUGGGAGCUGGAAUAUCAUGCGCUUAGGCGUGAGGACAUUGAAUCCAAUCUUAGCUUUCUCGGCCUAAUCGUUCUGGAUAACCCCGUCAAACUGCAGUCUGUUCCAACCAUUGAAGAACUGUCUCGAGCCAACUUCCACAUCCGGAUGGCUACUGGUGCGUUUCAUUCUAUCUUCUUCUACUAA